This is a messenger RNA of Papaver somniferum (opium poppy), 1053 nucleotides long. RefSeq lists its product as uncharacterized. Bases 403 to 903 code for a protein of 166 amino acids. The record is from RefSeq and is a predicted model, not a curated record. The transcript has 3 exons. Lineage: Eukaryota; Viridiplantae; Streptophyta; Magnoliopsida; Ranunculales; Papaveraceae.
ACGCAUAUAAAGUAUAAACAAUUGUGUACGGUUAAUUUUGUUUCAAAACUUCUUCCUCCUUCCAAAUUUCAGUGAUACGAGCAGGCUACAAACGUUUCGUGGUUCUGAUCAAAGAAAAAAAAUACAAACGUUUCGUGGUAUGGUUUCUUCAUCUUUAAAGAGUGGAAGAUUGGUGAAAUAACUUUGCUAUUGUGUGUUUGGAUGCAGCAAAGUGGUGAGGCUAUCAACUGCACAGUUGCUUACUGUGAUUUAUCAGAAGCAGAAGUCUGCACUUAGAAGAAUCAAACAAGAACAAGAAGGUUCGUGCUAUCAGGAGAUACCUAACUAAACAUCACUGCACAUCAAGCAAUAGAAGAGCAGGUGCUUUCCAUACUAGUUCAAACAAUUUAAGAACGAAUAGUCAUGGAUGCCACCAUGAAGGAAAUUCAGCAAAAGAUGUUUGAGGUUGAAAUCGAAGCAGAGAAACUUCUUCUUGCUCGACACCAGAUUGUCGAAAAUGAUAGACUGAGAAAUGGUAAUAGAGAAGCCCUAACAGCAUUAAGGAAGAGAGCACGAACGACGAAAACAAGUGUUCCAACUCCUUUUGACUUGAUCAUGAAGGAAAUUGAAGGGCCUGAAUCAAGGCCAUUGGUGAAAGAAGUAUGCCAAACCUGUGGGAAUCAUGAUUCAAAGGAGAAGACGUGGAUGAUGUUCCCUGGGGCAGACGUCUUUGCUUGCGUUCCUUUUCACGCAUGUCACACAAUCUUGGAGAAUGAUCAAACACAACUUGAUAUUGAUUCUAAGAAACUUCAAAGUUAUGUGAAGGAGCAGGCGCUUAUAAUAUCAGAUAAGGGGGCUCUUUCUGACAAGAUUGGUCCUGGAGUUCUUAGAUCACUGGUUUCCUUAACUGACACAAAAAAGUAAAUUCUCUGAAACUUGAGCAGAAUCUAAAGUAAAGCUGUAUUGGGUAAUUUUCGAGUUGACAAUCUAUGUUUGGCAUAUAUACUGGAUAGAUAGCUUAUACUAUGCAUGUCCACUACGGCUCAUCUCUGUUUACGUAACAAUUUCCUUUCU